This is a messenger RNA of Zingiber officinale, 1807 nucleotides long. Its product is annotated as protein SUPPRESSOR OF K(+) TRANSPORT GROWTH DEFECT 1-like. Lineage: Eukaryota; Viridiplantae; Streptophyta; Magnoliopsida; Zingiberales; Zingiberaceae. Gene Ontology annotation, biological process: endosomal transport; vacuole organization. The coding region runs from base 294 to 1595 and encodes 433 amino acids. The transcript has 8 exons. The record is from RefSeq and is a predicted model, not a curated record. Gene Ontology annotation, molecular function: ATP binding; ATP hydrolysis activity.
UAAAAGCUCGAAUUUUCUGCCGCGACUCCCCCCACUACGCGAUUCUUUCCCUCUUUUUCUCGGGCUGCUUCUCGCGAAGGAUUCGAGUUUGACGAUCGAACAAACUUGUAGUCUAAUUGAAUCCUCGACCCAUGCUCGCUGAUCUAAAUUCCUUUCCAAAUUCCUGUAUCGAUUUGUUUCAUUUUUGUUGGCGAUCUGUUGUUGUUUUUUUUUUUUGAGGAUUGAAUUCCAAGUCUAGGGUUCUUCAGAUUCCUUCGCCUUCCUUUUUGUUUCCAAUCGGGAUUGUCGUUCCGAUGUAUAGCAAUUUCAAGGAGCAGGCGAUCGAAUACGUGAAGCAGGCGGUGCAGGAGGAUAAUGCUGGGAACUACGUCAAGGCCUUCCCCCUCUACAUGAACGCCCUCGAGUACUUUCGCACCCACCUCAAGUACGAGAAGAACCCAAAGAUCAAAGAGGCCAUCACCCAGAAGUUCACUGAGUACCUCCGCCGCGCGGAGGAGAUCCGCUCUGUGCUCGAUGAUGGCGGCGGCUCGGCUCCCGCCGCCGACGGGGACGCCGCCGUUGCUGCGAGGCCGAAGACCAAGCCCAAGGAUGGUGAGCGUGGCGGCGAUGACACCGAUCAGGCGAAGCUCAGGGCGGGGCUCACAUCCGCGAUCAUAACGGAGAAGCCCAACGUGAAGUGGAACGAUGUGGCAGGGCUUGAGAGCGCCAAGCAGGCCUUGCAGGAGGCAGUGAUCUUGCCCGUGAAGUUCCCUCAGUUCUUCACUGGCAAGCGAAGACCCUGGAGGGCAUUUCUUUUAUAUGGUCCACCUGGAACUGGAAAGUCAUAUUUGGCAAAGGCUGUGGCUACAGAAGCAGAAUCAACUUUCUUUAGUAUAUCUUCAUCAGACCUAGUAUCAAAGUGGAUGGGGGAAAGUGAAAAGUUAGUUGCCAAUCUUUUCCAAAUGGCUCGAGAAAAUGCACCUUCCAUAAUCUUUGUCGAUGAAAUUGAUUCUUUGUGCGGCCAACGUGGAGAGGGAAAUGAAAGUGAAGCUUCAAGGAGAAUCAAGACUGAACUUCUUGUGCAGAUGCAGGGUGUAGGAAACAACGAUCAGAAGGUUCUUGUUCUUGCUGCCACUAACACACCCUAUGCUCUGGAUCAGGCAAUCCGGCGACGCUUUGAUAAGCGAAUUUAUAUUCCACUUCCUGAUGUUAAAGCCAGGCAACACAUGUUUAAGGUACACCUGGGAGAUACCCCUCACAAUUUGAGGGAAAGCGACUUCGAGUACUUAGCCCAUCACACCGAAGGCUUUUCUGGUUCAGAUAUUGCUGUUUGUGUUAAGGAUGUGCUGUUCGAACCAGUACGAAAGGCGCAGGACGCUAUGCAUUUCUACAAGACCAGCAAUGGCAUGUGGUUGCCAUGUGAACCGAGACAUCCGGGCGCCAUCCAGACCACACUGCAGGAUCUUGCCGCUGAGGGUCUUGCUGAUAAGAUCCUCCCACCGCCUAUCGCACGAGCAGACUUCGAUAAGGUACUGGCAAGGCAGAGGCCGACUGUCAGCAAAGCCGACCUAGAAGUACACGAGAGAUUCACAAAGGAGUUUGGCGAAGAAGGCUAAUUUGGCUUCAGUGAAAUGCCCAGCUUGGAACGUUACAAAUUUAAAAUCACAUUGAUUUAUGUUGUAUUUUUUUUUCUUUUUCUUUUGUUAUUUUCUGUAGUAUAUAUACUUUUGCCCGUAUAGUGGGACAACAGAUUGUUAAAUAACUUUUGGAUGUUCCUCUGCCUCCUUAGCAACUAAACAAUCCAGAUUUGAGUUUGUUCUUUUGUGUC